GGUCCCCUGGCGGCACUUCGGCCGGAAGAACGUCGGCUUCCUGUACGCCAUAGCGCACGGAGCGCGGGUUAUCUACGACACGGACGACGAUAACCGCUUGAAGGCACUGGAGAUUCCGAUCGCCGGCCUCAACGCGUCCAGCGUGGAACCGCUGCAGGGUGUUCCUUUGAAGGCCGCCAUCCCGGUGGUGGAGCCAGGGCCGGGCAGGACACUCCUGAACCCGUACCCGUUCUUCAGGCCGACCUGCGGACACCUGUGGCCCCGGGGGUACCCUCUCGACCAGGUGCGGAACCGCGCGGACGAGAACCUCACGCUCUCGGCGGUGACCCUGGCGCGCCCUCCGGCCGUGCAGCAGUACCUCGCGGACGAGGACCCCGACGUGGAUGCGAUCUUCCGCCUCACGAGGCCCUUGCCCUGCUUCUUCCAGGGCUUGCCCGAGGGGGUGCCAAAGCUGCUGGCGGUGCCGCCGCAGCUGUUCCUGCCGUACAACGCGCAGGCGACGGUCCACCUCUACGACGGGUUCUGGGGACUGCUGCUGCCCGUCACGGUGCACGGGCGCGUCUCGGACAUCUGGCGCGCCUACCUGGCGCAGCGGCUGCUGUGGGACGUGGGCCAGGUGGUCUCCUUCCAGGAGGCACACGUCGUGCACGACAGGGUCGCGCACGACUACCUGAAGGACUUCCAAAGCGAGCAGGACCUGUACCUGAAGGCGGCCGCGCUGGUCGCCUUCCUGUCGCAGUGGGCGAGCGACGCCCCGACGCUGGUGGAGCGGAUAGAGCAGCUGUGGAC
Prorocentrum cordatum is the source of this 789-nucleotide messenger RNA. The record is from the annotation of a GenBank genome assembly. Lineage: Eukaryota; Dinophyceae; Prorocentrales; Prorocentraceae.